This is a messenger RNA of Orbicella faveolata, 2673 nucleotides long. RefSeq lists its product as uncharacterized. Gene Ontology annotation, biological process: protein phosphorylation. The record is from RefSeq and is a predicted model, not a curated record. Gene Ontology annotation, molecular function: protein serine/threonine kinase activity; ATP binding. NCBI's taxonomy places the organism in Eukaryota, Metazoa, Cnidaria, Anthozoa, Scleractinia, Merulinidae.
CUUUGUCAGUCAACACAUUUGCAACUCAAAGGACUAUACUAGUGAUGUCGCCUUGGUUUCAUUCAUAUUUCUCGUGCAGUAGCAAUUAUUCCUAGUAGUAGUCUACGAGCCGUAUUCAAAGAGGAGAGUCUGGACUCGCCAAAAUCUGGCUAGAAUAUUCGGAAUUCGGUAACUCCCGCGAAAAUAAUUUUCGCGCAAAAAAAGUAAGCUUGAGAAGAAAAAGAAGCAAGUCGGAACUUGCUCCGAAAGGAGAUAAACUUGACAGUUUUGUAGCGGCAAUGGGAAAUGCACAAGGUCGUCGUUCACAGCAACGAAAACUUCAGAAAAGACCUCACAGUAUAGCUGUUGAAAAGCCAGGAAGGUGGACCGAAUCGUCCAAGCCACAAUUACAGCGAAGCGCUAGCCAGGGAUCGCUUAGGAGACGGUACACGGAAUCUGGGAAUUAUUCCUACAAAACACCUUGGCCCGUUCCCCUGAGUGAAGCUGUCUUUUUGCCAGAAUACGAUUCCAAGCAACCGGUGAAGAUCAGCGAUUUUGAGAUCCUGGCAACCGUUGGAAAAGGUGCAUUUGCUCACGUCCUUCAAGUGCGAAACAAGCAGUCUAAUAAAUUAUUUGCUAUAAAGGUACUAAACAAAGCAGAGAUAAUUAAGCAGGAUGCUGUACAGCAGUGCAAAGAUGAAGUAAAUAUACAGGUGAGAAACCUUUAUAAGGUUACAGUUUGUGCUCUUCACACUGUUUUUUUUUUCUCAGAUUACCUACAUAAAUCAGGAAUUAUCUACAGAGAUUUAAAGCUUGAAAACAUCCUUAUAGACAAUGAAGGGCACAUUAAACUUGUGGACUUUGGUCUGUCUAAAUUAGUUAAACUUGGAGAGAGAACGGGAACUAUUUGCGGAACAUUGCAAUACAUGGCUCCUGAAAUCCUAAGUGGAGAGGCGUAUACUCAUGUUGUGGAUUGGUGGAGCCUGGGUGUGGUCAUUUACACCCUCUUGGCCGGAAGGUAUCCAUACCCGACAACGCCAGAGCACGCCAGUCAGCACAAGGUGGUCAGCGGUAUAGAGGUUGAAUUCCCAUCUAACCUUUCGCCCAGUGCUGUGAGCAUUCUUCAAGGGCUUCUUCAGAAGGACCCCGAGUUGAGGCUGUCAAGUGUGGAAUCAUUGAAGUCGUACGCGUAUUUCAGCGAGAUAUCGUUCGAGGAUGUGUUACAAAAGAAGCAAUCACCCAUCACCUUAGAGACACUCAAGACACUGCGGCGAAGGAGUAUAGCAUCUAGAACGAUGUUCCCCAGGAAAGUCGAAGGAAACCGACGAGAUAAAAAGCCUCGUCCGUUGUCAUGGGCAAGCCCUGGACACUUUACUGUACAAGACAAAACUCAUAUGGACUGGCUUGUGGCUGACCUGGGGAGCCUGCACACACUAACGCUCAGCAGUAACCCGCAGAAAGGCACAAGAACUGAAUGCUUGGUAGCUUCUUGAAAAUGAUCAGAGAUCAAGUGCGCAUGCGCGCUGAAGCUAUAAUGCAGUCGGUGACCGUAACAGGUGCCGUUCUUGGACGAUCUUCUGGUACUCGGCGAAGAUGUAAAUUUAGUGUUCACCAAUGAGGGACAUAUCUUUCUCCUAUGUUGGUUUGCAUCUCUCUCAUUUCAUCUACCAAGCAAAAUGAAAAAUGUUCCAUGCUUCUUUUGCUAUCUUCUGGUACCUCUUUUUGCGACUGAAUUCGUGAUUUCCCACAACACACAAUUGCAAUGAAUAAUUUUGAAACAAGCGCAUCUUUUUGUUUUCACUUUGAAUUCCGUUAGACAUUCUUACAUAUAUUUCUAAUGAAAAGAGUACAUUUAAUAUAUAUACAGACAAAUUGAGUUUAGUACUCGUUAUAAAUGUGACAUUUGUAUCUACAAAAGAGACACAAAUAAGCUUUAUAUGUUAAAGUGUUAAAGAUAGUUUCGGACUAGGAGUUUCCUAAGUAACAGAAGCUGCAUGUUCGUGCACGGUUCCGGUUUCGGCCAAGCUCAUCGGAAGCAUCGGUCUAUCGCGCGCUAAGAAAGUUCUGGUACCCAGUCUCUCAUUUUAUUUUGCUCAGGGUUGGUCAGUCAAUAGACCCUGCGCGCGCGCGAAAUAUCAAAUCACCACGCGCGAGGACUGAAGGACCUUCACUCCACUAAGUCUAACGGCCGUAUACAUAAAGUUAAACCGUUCAAUCACUUGCAAAUGAAGUGCAGCUUUCGAAUUAGACAUGCAACGAUUUUCAAAACUGUCCUACUAGGACACUUUAUAAUAUUGUGUUGUGUUCAAUGCUGACAGAUAUCAGAUAUUGUUGACGUGACGUGGCAUGUCGUGAGUUAAGCUGAAACAAGCAAGAAAAGAGCUUGUUACUUUACAACUGGUACACAAAUUUCCUUGUGAUCUGGCAAAGACCAAACUUAUUCCCAAAGAUUCAUUUUCAGGUUUUCAUGUAGAUUCGUCAAAUCGUUUAUUUGCUUCACCGCUAUUAGUAAUAAAAAAAAUAAUAACAAUAACAAAAAGCUCCAAAAAUCCACCAGGCUUAGUAGCAGAGGCCACCUCGGUUGUUGAUAUAUUAGUAUUUGUUGCCCGUGUACUUGAAAUUGUUUGCAGUGGUGUGUAAAAUAUCGUUACUGGAUAAAUUUUAAAAGAUGAAUAAAAGAUGUGGUUGUACUUA